CGCCGGAAGCGGCCGUGCGGAAGCGGAGCGGCCAUGGAGCUGAGCGAGAUGCUCUACAACAAGUCUGAGUACAUCGAGACGGCCUCCGGUAACAAGGUGAGCCGGCAGUCCGUGCUGUGCGGCAGCCAGAACAUCGUCCUCAACGGCAAGACAAUAGUCAUGAACGACUGCAUCAUCCGCGGUGACCUGGCGAACGUCCGGGUUGGCAGACACUGUGUGGUGAAGAGCCGCAGCGUCAUCAGGCCACCCUUCAAGAAGUUCAGCAAAGGGGUGGCUUUUUUCCCUCUCCACAUUGGUGAUCAUGUCUUCAUAGAAGAGGACUGUGUGGUCAAUGCAGCCCAGAUCGGCUCCUAUGUCCACAUAGGCAAGAACUGUGUCAUUGGCCGCAGGUGCGUUUUGAAAGACUGCUGCAAAAUCUUAGACAACACAGUCCUACCUCCUGAAACAGUCGUCCCACCGUUCACGGUGUUCUCGGGCUGCCCAGGGCUCUUCUCUGGGGAACUCCCUGAAUGCACCCAGGAGCUCAUGAUUGAUGUUACAAAGAGCUACUACCAGAAGUUCCUGCCACUCACGCAGGUUUAAAACUGGCCUCCCACCUGUUGUAGUUAUAGCAGCUGAGGCUGGGAUAUGUAUUAGUGAUGCAGAAGGUGCAUGGUUGCGACACCAGCAGCCCUGAGCCUUCAACCAUUUACAACAAAGUGCUGAUCCACCUCAAGCAGCAACAGCUGGAUCAGCGUGCAGUAACCACGGUUAAGUGUGCAGCCACUGACUGCUCUGUUUGUAUUGUUACUGUGUGUAAAUUAAAGCCUCUCAGUUGUUCAAGCCAUG
This is a messenger RNA of Melopsittacus undulatus (budgerigar), 828 nucleotides long. It is a transcript of the gene DCTN5, whose product is annotated as dynactin subunit 5. The record is from RefSeq and is a predicted model, not a curated record. NCBI's taxonomy places the organism in Eukaryota, Metazoa, Chordata, Aves, Psittaciformes, Psittaculidae. The transcript is spliced from 7 exons. Bases 34 to 582 code for a protein of 182 amino acids. Gene Ontology annotation, cellular component: dynactin complex.